GAAAAAGCAACAGCCUCCUCCUGCGUUGAAUCUUUCUCUCCCACCGCGGCCCCCAUCGAGCGGGCCACGUGCGAGUACACCUCUGGGGGUAGACAACAAUGUCGGCCCUGGGUUUACCAACGCACCUGAAGAGUAUGGCCCUUUCACACCGACCAAGAUUAAUAGGGGGAGUCAGGAGAAUCCACGAUCUCCUGACGGAGGCUCCCAAAUGAUGAUCACAAAGUCACUUCCUCCGUCAGUCAUCAUGGGUUACUCGGAGCUCGCAAUCAACUCGAGAGCUACAAGUGAUGACUCUCAACUUCUCAACAGAGUGCCCGCCGGACUCUCUCUCCCCAUCUCGCCUAACCGAACAGCUGCAUAGGAAUCAGCUCCGGUGAAGCUGGUCAUGGCGCCGGAGGAGGCCCAAGGCCUAUCUGCCGAACCUACGAUGCAGAAGGGAUAUGAUCAGCAAGACGUGCCGAAUCACACCCAGGAAACUCACGAGCUGCCCCCACUUCAGUUCCCCAUGGCUUCUCAGCCCUUGCCCCAUAACCAGAGAACCCCAUUGCCUCUACCAAGUGCCCCGACAAACAUCGGUGGAGAGGAACAGGUGCGAGCGCAGCCGGUGAAUGAUCAUCCCAUGGCUUACGCACCCCAUCUAGUCGGGUCCAUGGUUCAGAAUGCAUAUAACCAACCUGCCACUAUCCAGCCGAACACUAUUAACCUAGACUGUCAACCACAGGUCGCCCAUGUGCCACCCCGAUCACAACCUCUCCACAUGGGCAGGACGGGAAGUAUCUCUGCUACAUCGCAAGUUGACCGAAUGGAACGAAAUGGACCAGGGUGGCCCAACAACCAUGGCUAUUCUCGAAAUGAGGACUUCAAUGCCGUUCCACCAACCCCUAACCGCAGUGUCAGUCAUCGAAAUGGGUCUCGCAGCGUUAGGGGCAAUCGCCGAGGCGGUUAUAACCAACGAAACGUGACUAUCCACAACACUCAACCCAGUCAAGGUGAUCAAAGACCCGCACACAACAAACGAGAUGGGACACCAUACGCCGUUAAUACAUGGCGUCGCCAAAGUGUUGGCCACCAGGCCAAACCUCCUACCUGUCGCAACUCUAGAUCGCCCCACGGCAGCAUGGAGUACGUCCACUGCACCUGCGAGGAUUGCAAUCAGAGGAACUGCACUGUUCAUGUCGCCGUUCAAGGAAACAUCGUGAAUCCGCAGGUUCUAGACAUUCAGACCCGCAUCAAGUUUGGGCUGGGUGAACGUUUCGGUAUUGUUGUCGAUGUUUUUCCUCUUGCCUCAAAGGAUCCCACGAACUUCCUCGCCCGAUUCUCGCAUGAGCAAUCCGUCGUUGAAGCCCUUGCAACUGGCGGUGCAGACAUGCCUGAGAGAGGAAUCUCGGUGCUUAUCUCGCCCUCGAUGCGAUCGAAAUGGAUGAAUCGACCUCGGGAAGGUGUGAUACCUACAAACAGAGGCCGAGAACUGGCGAUUCAGCAAUCUGCAUACCCAUCUUCGCCUCUCGAGUCUCCCAUUGCGACCAACCAACCGCUUCCCUUGGCCUAUCCGAAUACUGCUGGUAUCCCCCAAGUCGCAAAUUUCACGCAGCACCAUGGGGCACCCAUGCACCUACCCAACACUCAAAUUGUUCAUGCGGGAUUUCAAGCCCAGCCCUACUUCUCUGCUGGACACAUUGCUCAUCCAGGUUUCACCAGGCAAUUCUUUCCUAACCAGACGCCCUACGCUGGGCAACAUUCGUCCAACUACGAUCAAGCACAGCAACAAGGACGGCGAAGAGGCUCUUCAUACCGUGAAACUCCUUCUGCACCUCGGGCUGCUCUCUCGAAGAGAAUCGAGGCGCCUCAACCCAAACUCGCAGCUACUGAGGUUCCAAAUGAGUCCAAGGGCAGAAAGAAGUAUGACAACAAGACCGUGCAAGCCAAAGACGGCGACUCUGCUGGAGUGAGGCCUGCCGAGCCUGUGGCAAGCGCAAGUGACGCCUCAGUCACUCCCAAUAAAGCAGAAACAAGCCAUGUUGACCACGACACAACGAAGACUGGCAAGGGUGAUGACGACCAGGCUGAGCCAGUAGAUGACACCUCCGAGAAGGCAUCUCCCACUCUGGCAGCCGAUCCAGUUCCUGAACCUUGUGAUCAGGGCCAAACUGGUCAUUCUCGAGUGCCAAGCAUAUUCACUGAGGAGGAGAUCAAAGAGCGGAAGAAAGCAUGGGCUAGAAUCUCUAUGCCAAUCGGUCCUCGAAAGACGAAGGCAGUUUCAACAAAUGCAAAUGAGACAGCGGAAACCGCAAGUGGUGCCCUAAAAAUUUCAAUGGACAGCAAGGUUGGGAAUAGCACUUCUGUAUCGGAAAGAUCGUCACCGGUUCAAUCAUCCGGCCAUACACCAGAGCCAUAUGAAGAGACAACAAUGAAGCCUCCUCCUUUCAAACCAACCAAGGGUCCCAGUGGGAACCACCCCAAGCACAGACGAGGUGCUUCAGGAAGAAAUUCUCGCCAGAGCGACCGGUCGGGCCCGGAUUCUUCCCUUAGCACACCGACCUCCCCCCAUCUCCCUCUGGUUACUACUAAGCCUUCUGAGUUGCACCUCGCUCACCAAGGUGGGAAUAACAGCAACCAGGCCGGAGAAGCUCCACGAAAGAACAAGAACAAGGGUAAGAACAAGAAGAAGAAAUCACAGCAAACAUCAACGACACCCGGCGCCCCUGCUACACCGCAAGCUGGCCCUUCGAAGGAAACAUCGCCUCACCAGGGACGCACACGUGCACCUCAGCAACGACGCCCAGCUAGUCCCGUCUCCCAAGAGACAUCCCCGCAGAACAUGACAUCCCAAGUUCCUCGACGAGGCUCUCUUUCACCCGCCAAGCGCCCUCGCGAAGAAAACAUUCAGCAAUGUCGCUCCACUUCCCCGAAGCGCAACAAGCAAGAUGGCGACGAAGACCCGGCACAAUCUAUCCGGUCUUCUACUCACACCAUGGAAGAGACACGCGGUCGACUAGGAUACAGGGCGGGUGCAGGUGGCUCACUCCGCAUCAAGAAACCGCGCAAGGCCCGGCCGCUGGUGACAGAGCCCUCUGUUGCAGAGCAGCAUCUUGACACACAAGUAGCACCUCCUUCAUCUGAUUUCGCAUUUGAAUGCUCGAGCAUGGCUCAGAAUCAUGCCACAACAAAUGUGUCUGAUGACGCCGAUCAAGGGAACUCUGUUGUGCUCUCCGUACAAAGCCAACUGAACCCAAAGGCAAAGGACUUCCAGUCACCAUCCCGCCUUCCGAACGAAGAGAAGUCCAACAAUGCGGACGCCAACGUGACUUCUGACAAUGCUCAGGAGAUAUCGCCCUCUGGACUUGAGAAGGCUAACAACGAGAUCGAGACGGCGCCCCCACAGGAGUUAGCGACGACAGAGGAAAAAGAUGAGAAGCUUCUUGCUGACGAACUCGCACCUGGAACUUCCGCUCCCGCUGGGACUAAGAAACCGUCUAAGAGCCAAAAGCGCGACAAAGGCAAGAACAGAGUCGCGCCAACUGAGGAAAAGGGCACACCAGCUGAGAAAGGGGCGUCAGAGCCACACACCCCAAAUCGAGCUCUGACGGCGAAGAAAGCUGGUCUUGACAAGGAAGACUGGCCAUCCUUGCCUCCACCUCGUGAUCGUGCUGCGUCCAAAUCGAGUACACCGUCGUUGUGGGGAGCGAAGAAGACUGGUGGCAGUGGGCAGGGCUCGCCUGUCAACAAGUAGCGUUGAACAAUGGAAGAGGUAGGAUACUCGACGGGUUGAUAUCGCAUGAAAGAUGACGCACUGGUUUUGAAUUUGGCUUGGGAUACUAAUAGGAGGACUGCCGAUGAUAAGGGGAGCCUUGACAAUACUCGACACUUGGGUUGUUCAAGUUAGGGAAGGGACACUUUCUGGCUUUUUUUUUCACUUCCUUCUUUUCAGGGCCUACCACUUGGUGAUGGAACAACACAGUUUGCUAUUGGUUCUUGCUUGGCAUGAUGUUUGGGGUGGCUGACAUUUGGAUGGGAGGGAGUGGUCGGACAUCCGCGGGAGGAACGACAAAACCAAAAACAAAAAAGGGUGUGGGGAUGGAUGAGGCUGGUUGGCAGCGGGUGAUAGAUCUGUAGCGAAAGACGAAAGUCGUG
Ilyonectria robusta is the source of this 4131-nucleotide messenger RNA. RefSeq lists its product as uncharacterized. The record is from RefSeq and is a predicted model, not a curated record. The transcript has 2 exons. Bases 386 to 3730 code for a protein of 1114 amino acids. NCBI's taxonomy places the organism in Eukaryota, Fungi, Ascomycota, Sordariomycetes, Hypocreales, Nectriaceae.